AACUCCAAAUUUUUACAUUCAUGUCAGCAAUCAGCAUCUUCUCUUUCUGUUUCUCUUUUCCCUCUCAGCCUCUCUCUCUUUCUCUCUCCCGCCCGCGGUAAAAAUCGUCAAUCUGCAGCCAAUUAGAUCCCCAACACCGUGGCAUUUCCGUAAUUAACUCCAAAAACCAUGACGCAAUUUCUACACCAUCGGACAAGUAAGACUCUCUCUCUCACUGCGAUGACACUGAAGCUCAUCAGUAAUUGAUUCCCAACUGAAUCAAAAGACGCCAACUUUGGCUCUCUCUCGCUCUCUACUUCUCUUUGUUUGUCCGUACACCACUCACCUGUAAAACCGCCACCUCCCGCCGCGGUUUCAAUUUCAUUUCCAGAUACGACGUCGGCGCCAAGCGAGACUAGUUUAUCUAAGCGACAUAUACAAUCCAAUACAACAGACGGCCUUGAACUAACCGCCAGCGGUUAAACGACGCCGGACUGCCAUCGCCUGAGUAGUUUACGUACUCCCAAAUGCGUCGCCGGAGCUUCGCGAGCUGAGACGAUGGGUUGCGUUUUGGGCACGGAGGCCGCCGGAGAUCGCCGAAGAUCCGUCCGAGCUGGGCACCGUCGCCGGAAUAUCGAGGCGCCCUCCGGAGUGGAGGCUGUCAGGGAUGAUAGGAAGGGGGCGGUAGCGAGGCAGAGGGAGAAUCACACCGGCGACUUUCCGGCGAUCGAGCGCCGGAAACCUUUCCCGGCGAACCAGCAGGGUUGGCCUUCGUGGCUCUUGGCCGUCGCCGGCGACGCGAUCCAGGGUUGGACCCCUCGUCGCGCCAACACUUUCGAGAAGCUCGCUAAGAUUGGGCAAGGGACUUAUAGCAAUGUAUAUAAAGCAAGAGACUUGGUUACUGGGAAAAUUGUGGCUUUAAAGAAGGUUAGGUUUGAUAAUUUGGAGCCAGAGAGUGUGAAAUUCAUGGCCAGAGAGAUCAAUGUGCUAAGAAAGCUUGACCAUCCCAAUGUUAUUAAGCUUGAAGGCUUGGUCACUUCAAGAAUGUCUUGCAGCCUCUACUUGGUUUUCGAGUACAUGGAGCACGAUCUCUCUGGCCUUGCCGCUUCCUCGGGGGUCAAGUUCACUGAGCCUCAGGUCAAGUGCUAUAUGAAACAGCUGCUAUCUGGGCUUGAGCAUUGCCACAACCAUGGUGUCUUGCACCGUGAUAUCAAGGGAUCCAAUCUGUUAAUUGACAAUGAAGGCAUUUUAAAAAUAGCUGAUUUUGGACUGGCUACAUUUUUUGAUCCUGAGCAGAAGCAACACAUGACUAGUCGAGUUGUCACUCUCUGGUACCGCCCACCUGAACUUCUUCUCGGGGCCACUUUCUACGGAGUUGGUGUUGACCUUUGGAGUGCUGGCUGCAUUUUGGCAGAGUUACUUUCUGGGAAGCCUAUUAUGCCAGGACGGACAGAGGUUGAGCAACUGCACAAGAUAUUUAAGUUAUGUGGCUCCCCAUCUGAGGAAUAUUGGAAAAAAUAUAAAUUGCCAAAUGCAACACUUUUUAAGCCACAGCAGCCAUAUAAGCGUUGUGUAGCAGAAACAUUCAAGGAUUUCCCAGCUUCUUCGCUACCUUUGAUCGAAUCUCUUCUAUCAGUAGAUUCUGAUGGACGAGGCACUGCCACCACUGCUCUCAAUAGCGAAUUCUUCACUACGGAGCCUUUUGCUUGUGAGCCAUCAAGUUUACCAAAAUAUCCUCCCACCAAAGAAAUGGAUGUAAAGUUACGAGAUGAAGAAGCUAGAAGGCAAAGAGGUCUAAGUGGGAAACCUAAUGCUGCUGAAGGUCCCAGAAGAGUUAAAGCUCGUGAACGAGUCGGUCGGGCGAUUCCAGCUCCAGAAGCUAAUGCAGAGAUUCCAGGAAACUUAGAUAGGUGGAGAGUGAUGACACAAGCAAAUGCCAAGAGCAAGAGUGAGAAAUUCCCACCCCCACAUCAGGAUGGAGCUGUUGGAUACCCACAAGAUACAUCACAUAAAGGCCCAGUAUCAUUUGUCACAACAACUGAUGCUUCAUUUGGAUCAGUGAUCUUUAACACAAAAUCUUCUACAUCUGCUAAAAGCAUGGGAGCAAUUGGGGGGCCUUCGAGGAGGAGGAAAACCAAUAGAGACGACCCCCGCAUAGCUCCAUCUCGGAAGUUGAUCCAGGCAUUCAAGCCUUCCUCAAUAGGGCUCUCAAUGAAUUUAUUAUUUAACGGUAAAAAUAUCCCUCCCUCAUUUCUGACUCUCUGUUUACUAUCUGCUUGCUCUCUGUUUCACUGUAAAGGUUGUGCCUUUGGGUUUGUGUCCGUACGGAAAAUGGCGACACCGAGAGAGCACAUAGAAGAAAUACGCAUGAAAAAGUUCUCCAUUGGAGGGGAACUCAACCCUUUAUCUGAAGAUCUUCACCACGCUGUCGAGCAUCUCUCUGCUGAGCUCUAUUCUAAAGAUGUCCACUUUCUCAUGGAACUCAUCCAGAAUGCAGAAGAUAAUCAGUACUCAGAGGGGGUUGAUCCAUCACUUGAGUUUGUCAUAACGUCCCGGGAUAUAACCGGCACAGGGGCUCCUGCCACCUUGCUUGUUUUCAAUAAUGAGAAGGGAUUUUCUCCCACAAACAUAGAGUCUAUUUGCGGUAUUGGACGGUCGACAAAGAAAGGCAACCGGAAUCAGGGCUAUAUUGGGGAGAAAGGAAUUGGUUUCAAGAGCGUGUUUCUGAUCACAGCUCGGCCUUACAUUUUUAGUAAUGGUUAUCAAAUAAGGUUCAAUGAAGAGCCUUGUAUGCAUUGCGAUCUUGGGUACAUAGUUCCAGAAUGGGUUGAGGAAAGCCCGACUCUAUCUGACAUAACAGAGAUAUAUGGUUCUGGUUCUGCCCUUCCAACCACAACACUGAUCUUGCCUCUAAAGCCUGACAAGGUCAAACCUGUGAAGCAGCAGCUCUCAAGCAUGCAUCCUGAAGUUCUCUUGUUUCUUGCAAAGAUUAAGCGUCUCUCGGUUAGGGAAGAUAAUGAGGAUCCCAGGCUCAACACUGUAACCGCGAUAUCAAUAUCAAGUGAGACUGAUUUUGUGACGCGGAAGAACAUUGAUGCUGAUUCCUACACGCUCCAUCUCUCUGCAAAAGAAAAUGGUAAUGAGUCGGAACCCGAAUGCAUCUAUUAUAUGUGGAAGCAGAAGUUUCCUGUCAAGCAAGAAUGCAGAGAUGAGAAGAGAAUGGAGGUAGAUGAGUGGGUGAUCACGCUAGCAUUUCCAUAUGGAGAACGCCUUAAUAGAGGAACAAGCUCACCCGGGGUCUAUGCAUUCCUUCCCACUGAAAUGUUUACAAAUUUGCCCUUCAUAAUUCAGGCAGAUUUUCUUUUAGCAUCAUCAAGAGAAAAUAUUCUAUUGGACAAGAAGUGGAAUCAAGGAAUUCUGAACUGUGUGCCCUCUGCAUUUAUUAAUGCAUUUCUCUCUCUCGUGAAAACUAUAGAAGACGCACCAGUAUCUAGUUUGCCUCUUUUUUUCAGGUUCUUGCCUGUCCAGAGCUCUCAAUAUGAUGAAUUGAAUGUUGUGAGGGAGUCAAUCAAAGCACAGCUGGUUGAGAAAGACAUUGUACCAUGUGAGCCGCACAAGGAGCAGAAGUUCUUCCAUAAACCUUGUGAAGUGGGUAGGUUAUUGCCUCCUUUUUGGAAUAUUUUGAGAAAGGCAAGGGAAGUAGGGGUAAGCUUGCCGAAUCUCUCUUCCCAUGGAAAAUAUGUUUUGUGUCAUUCAUUUGACCAAGAAGAGUAUGAUCACAUUUUGAGUUUCCUUGGAGUUGAACCAGUGGAUGAUGAAUGGUAUGCUAAAUGCAUUCAGAGUUCCAAUCUGGUAGUUGGAGUGUCAGAAGAUGUCUACUUGGAACUUCUACUGUUUAUUGCUGAUAAUUGGCGGCCCAAAUUUCAUUGCACCAACAUCAAGAACAUACCACUGAUAAAAUAUGUGGAUCUUUAUGAGGAUGUAUCUUUGUGCAGCUUGAGCUCAAUGCAGACUGGUAAAAAGAACGUUUGCCUAUCCCGCCAUUCUUGUCAUGUUUCAUGGCUGAUUGACUGGAACAGGGAAUUUAUAUCUUCGGCAAGUCUUCUUUUUAUGCCGAAAGGGACCCAGGAAGCUAUCCAGUUAUGUUCUAACAAGGACAAGUUGGUGAAAUGGCUUGCGGAACAAAUGAAGGUUGCAGCUGUAAAUGUACAUGAAUAUGCAGUUUGCCUCUAUAAGUCUCAUGGUAUUGAACGGAAACCUGCUAUUGCAUAUGCCCACUUUUUGUAUCAUUCAUGCCGCACAAGGAGCUAUAUCUCUUAUCCUGAAGUCGUUGAUUUGUGUGGUAAGAUGCCACUUGUGGAUAACUAUGGGGACGUCAUCAGACAAAGGGAAGGAGUUAUUGUCCCUGCCAACGAAAGCAAAUGGGCGGGGUUUACUGAUUCGAAUCUGUGGAAAGAAGAUGGCUUUGUUCAGUUAGGAGAAGAUUACAUGAAUCCAGGCUGCUUUGCAGGUCAAAUUACAGAACAGAAGCAGCUCCUUGAGUUCCUCAAAGAGUAUGCUGGAGCUUCGGAUGUCCCUUAUAUUUCUGCUCCCAAUGCCUGUCUUCCAACUGUAUCUGCAACACUUAGUAUACAAAAGGUAUUCUUGCUUUUGGACUGGAUUCGCCACCUGAGAUAUCAAAGGGUUCACAUCCCGGAGAAGUUCUUGAAAUGUAUAAAGGAAGGUAGUUGGUUGAAAGUUACUUUGAAUGGAUUUUCUGUGUCCAGGCCACCUUCGGAGUCAUUUGUACUUGCCCCAUCAUGGGGAAACAUUUUGCAGACUGGAUCCGUUUUUGUUGAUAUCCCAUUGGUUGACAAGAGUUAUUAUGGUGAUAGAAUUGAUGAUUACAAGGAGGAGCUGAAAACAAUUGGAGUAAUGUUUGAAUUUGGAGAAGCAUGUGAGUUUAUUGGGAAGCAUCUUAUGUCUCUGGCAGCUUCGUCCACUUUAACUAGAGGCAACGUACUUUCAAUACUACAUUUUAUCAGGCUCUUGAGGGACAAAUGUCUUCCCCCAGACGAUUUCAUCAGCAGUAUCAAAAGCGGACCAUGGCUUAAAACAAAAUCUCAUGGUUACAGGUCUCCAGAUGGAUCUGUCUUGUUUGACCAAGAGUGGAUAAUUGCAUCCAAAAUUAGUGACAUUCCCUUCAUUGAUCAGGAGGUAUACGGUGAAGAAAUCCUUGAUUUCAAAACAGAACUUGAGUUGCUUGGUGUGGUUGUCUCGUUCAACAAAAAUUACCAGCUUGUUGUCGACCACCUAAAGUCACCGUCAUGCUUAACUUCUCUGACACCUGAGGCUGUUCUACUAAUGCUGCAAAUUAUGCACAUUUCAAAUUCAUCCAAUAAGAUUGUCGAAGCACUGAGAGGAAAAAAAUGCCUGAAGACAAAUAAUGGUUACAAGUCUCCAAGUGAAUGUCUCUUGUUUCACCCAGAAUGGGGUUGCCUUCUUCAGGUCUUUAGUGGUGUCCCAUUGAUUGAUCAUAAUUUGUAUGGAGACAUAAUCUUUUCCUUCAGAGAUGAGUUGAGAAAUAUAGGGGUGGUCGUUGAUUUUGAAGAGGCUGCAAAAGUAUUUGCUCACCAUUUCCAGCAGGCUUCCAUCACCAAAGAAAAUGUAGAAUCAUUUCUGUCCUGUUACAGAAAGCUGGAGGGAAGUCGUUUUAAAUUUCCUGCAGAGCUUAAGAGCUGCAUUUGCGAAAAAAAGUGGCUGCGUACUCGCCUUGGUGAUUAUAGAUCUCCAAGAGAGUGCAUUCUGUUUUGUUCUGAUUGGGAAUCUCUCUCUCCCAUAUGCCUUCUCCCUUUUAUUGACGAUUCUGACACUUGUUAUGGCAAGAACAUUCAUGAAUAUAAGCAAGAGCUGAAGAGCUUGGGGGUUGUUGUGCAAUUCAAGGAUGGGGUCAAGUUUGUGCCUUCUUGUCUUUAUCUUCCCCAGAAUCCGAGCAGCAUUUCUCGAGAAAAUGCACUUGCUUUGCUGGACUGCAUACAUAUUUUAUUGCAGGAGAAAGAUAACUCCUUUCCUGAUGUGUUCCCGAAGAAAGUUUCUCAGGCAUGGCUGAAGACUCAUGAUGGUUACAGGCCUCCGAGCAAGUGCUUGUUGUUUGAUUCCAAGUUUGGCGAGCAUCUAAAGCAGACUGAUGGCCCUUUCAUUGAUGAAGAAUUUUAUGGUUCUGAAAUUACAACAUACAGAGAAGAGCUCUCUGCAAUAAAGGUGAUUGUUGAAGUGGACAAAGGAUGUCCUUUGAUUGCCAGCCAGCUUGCUCUUCAUGAUGAAUUGUCCACUUUUGUUCGAGUAUAUAGUUACUUGAGUGAGUUUAAGUGGGAGCCGAAUAGCAAGGCUGACAAAAGGAUCUGGAUUCCAAAGGGAAAUCAGAAUGGAGAGUGGGUUAAUCCAGAAGAGUGUGUUUUAUAUGACAAGGAUGAGCUGUUUGGCUUGCAGUUGACUGUUCUGGAGAAAUACUUUGAGCGUAACCUACUCUUGUUCUUCUCCAGUGCUCACAAGGUAAAGCCCCGUCCGUCAAUUGAUGACUACUGCAAGCUCUGGAAGGUGUGGGAAAGUUCUGAAACUGGACUGUCUCAUGAUCAAUGUUGCAAGUUCUGGCAGUAUGUUUUAAAGAAAUCAAAAACAGAGAAAGCUCUUUCUGAGGCCUUGGUGAAAGUACCUGUUAAUUCAGGCUCAGAUGAAAUCUUGAUGUUAAACAAGUGCGACGUUUUCCUUCCUGAUGACCUUCAACUUAAGGAUCUUUUUGAUAAGUCUUCUACUCACCCCUUAUUUGUUUGGUACCCUCAGCCAAGCUUGCCUGACUUGCCUCGGACUACAUUGCUUGAAAUGUAUAGGAAAAUUGGUGUUCGAGCUAUUUCUGAAUCUGUACAGAAGGAAGAACUGUCCCUAGAAAAUGGUGUUGAUGAACAGGUAAUUCCAACGGAGAAAUUGAUCGGGAAAGCGCUGCUCAAGCUGAUUCUUGGUUUUCUAGCUUGUUCUCCCAUUGAAAUGGAAGCAGGGAAGAGGCGAAAAGCAGUCCAAGGUCUUCUCAAUCUCGCUGUCGUAGAGACAACUGAACCGAUCACUGUAAGCUAUAACUUACCAUUGUCUUCUGGGGAGAUUUUGAAAGUGAGAGCAAGCCGUAAGAUAAGAUGGGACAGAGAGAUGUCGAAAUUUUUCUCUCAGAAAAUGGACAGGUCUGGGGGACAUAAAAGUAUCAUUGAGUUUGCCACAUAUUUCUCUGAAGUAAUAUCUGAUGGUGUCUUGUGGGAGCACACUGAUCAUAUCCCUGCACUUUCUGAGCUGAUCAAGUUGGCCUUUGUGCUAGAAUUUAAUGAGGAAGCAGUUGAUUUUUUUAUGAAGUCCAAGAAUUUGCAAAUCUUCAUUGAGGAUGAAGAGUUACUAAAUUCUGCCUUCCCUUCUUCCACCUAGGCAUGGUAUGAAACAUUUGCGGUAAUUUUUGGUUUACGUUCUUUAUUUGCUGCCGUAUCUUUGUAUUAGAUAUAUAUAUAUAUAUAUAAUUUGUUUGUAUUAUCAGUCUGUAGUAUGUGUUGUGAACUUUAUUUGUGUGAGUUGUGUGCUUUUGUCAAUGGGAUUCUCUUGUGAUUCUGGACAGGUUCUUGGUUUGUAAUUUAAAUCAGCUGCUAGAUUGCUAAUAAUAUGUCAGAUUUGUUGAAUUCUAUUUUC
Prunus avium (sweet cherry) is the source of this 7677-nucleotide messenger RNA. The record is from RefSeq and is a predicted model, not a curated record. NCBI's taxonomy places the organism in Eukaryota, Viridiplantae, Streptophyta, Magnoliopsida, Rosales, Rosaceae.